GAAGGUGCUAACAGUGUUUGAGUGGCAGACAGAGAGAGACACCUGCGGCAAGCAGUAGCCCUCUGGGGAGGCAAAGGGAGGGUGCUUACCCCCCCUUGUCCUCGUGGCUGCCACAACCAUGAGAGGCAGGCGUAAGGACACGUGGAUUUUGCCCUUGCUCUUAGCUGGCUUAAUUCAGCCAAAUCUGGGACAGGAGGAACAGAAGGUGGACUGCUACAACACGAAAGCAGGAACCAUCUAUGACUAUGGGGCUCUCACCAUAAACGGUGACGAGUACAUCCCUUUCCAGCAGUACUCGGGGAGGAUGGUCCUCUUUGUCAAUGUGGCCACCUACUGAGGACUCACAAUGCAGUACCUUGAACUGAAUGCACUACAGAAUGAGCUGCGAAAUCAUGGACUAGUUGUCCUAGGUUUCCCAUGCAAUCAAUUUGGAAAACAAGAACCUGGCCAGAACUCAGAAAUUCUUCCAGGACUGAAAUACGUCAGGCCUGGAGGAGGUUUUGUCCCAAAUUUCCAGCUCUUUCAGAAAGGAGACGUGAAUGGGGAUAAAGAACAGAGAAUCUACACCUUCUUGAAGAACUCCUGCCCGCCUCCUUUAGAAAGCUUUGGUGACCCCAAGAGACUUUUUUGGGAACCGCUGAAGGUCCACGAUAUCAAGUGGAACUUUGAGAAGUUUUUGGUCGGUCCGGACGGGAAGCCUGUGAUGAGGUGGGCGCACAGGACCAACAUUGGCACUGUGAAGAGCGACAUCCUGAAAUACAUCAGAGAGCAGCAGAACCUGUCAAUUGGCUAGAGGUCAUGUAGAUGUGGAGAAACAAGAUGGGAGGGGUGGGGUGGGGGAGACCUGUUGCUUUAUCCAGAACCAGACAUUUUAUCCUCAAAUCACAGAAAGAAACAGAAACUGAACUUCCUUUGACCAAAAGCAAAAGGUUAAGAUGUACUGUUAAAUAUGUACUAGUUUAUUCCAAA
Molecule: messenger RNA, 969 nt
Organism: Lacerta agilis (Sand lizard)
Lineage: Eukaryota; Metazoa; Chordata; Lepidosauria; Squamata; Lacertidae
Gene: GPX3
Product: glutathione peroxidase 3
Exons: 5
Biological process (GO): response to oxidative stress
Molecular function (GO): glutathione peroxidase activity
Source: RefSeq, a predicted model, not a curated record